Molecule: messenger RNA, 657 nt
Organism: Leguminivora glycinivorella
Lineage: Eukaryota; Metazoa; Arthropoda; Insecta; Lepidoptera; Tortricidae
Gene: hoip
Product: NHP2-like protein 1
Exons: 2
Coding region: 218-610 (130 amino acids)
Biological process (GO): mRNA splicing, via spliceosome; ribosome biogenesis; maturation of SSU-rRNA
Cellular component (GO): U4/U6 x U5 tri-snRNP complex; nucleolus; box C/D methylation guide snoRNP complex
Molecular function (GO): RNA binding
Source: RefSeq, a predicted model, not a curated record
CGUCGCUCGUGCACGCGUUCGUUGUGCUCGCGGCUCGGCCACUCGUGCUUUUAUUGUGCAUUCCUCGUUUUCCCGGCUCUUGGCGAUCCCAAGCGGUGAACGUAAUAAACUUUAUUACUUUGUUUCAAAUCCUUCCUGGAUACCGUUUCCUCAGUGAAGCGAGAAAUCGCGGAGAGGUUGCAAAUUAUACUUGGCAAACUCUUCUAAAACAACCAAAAUGAGCGAAACCGAAGCCGCCGUUAACCCGAAAGCGUACCCGCUGGCCGACGCGCCGUUGACCAGCAAGAUGCUGAACCUGGUCCAGCAGGCCGCCAACUACAAGCAGCUCCGUAAAGGUGCCAAUGAAGCCACGAAGACUUUGAACCGAGGCCUCGCUGAGUUUAUCGUCAUGGCAGCAGAUGCUGAGCCGUUGGAGAUUGUACUACACAUUCCACUGCUCUGCGAGGAUAAGAAUGUCCCCUAUGUUUUCGUCCGCUCCAAGCAAGCCUUGGGCCGCGCGUGUGGCGUCUCCCGCCCUAUUGUGGCGUGCUCCAUUACCAUUAAUGAGGGCUCCCAGCUGAAGCCUCAGAUUCAGAGUAUUCAGCAAGAAAUUGAAAGACUAUUAGUGUAAGAGUGUGUGAGAGAGAUGUAUUUUCUUAAAUAUAAGCUUUAAACUCA